Molecule: messenger RNA, 1224 nt
Organism: Drepanopeziza brunnea f. sp. 'multigermtubi' MB_m1
Lineage: Eukaryota; Fungi; Ascomycota; Leotiomycetes; Helotiales; Drepanopezizaceae
Molecular function (GO): hydrolase activity, hydrolyzing O-glycosyl compounds
Source: RefSeq, a predicted model, not a curated record
AUGCGUCUCGAUCUCUCUGCCCUCGCCGUCCUGGCACUCAGCGUCACCGGCGGCGAUUGCGCAUGGCCAGAUGGACCCCUCGUGGCUGAGGGUCGCUGGAUCCACGACUCGCUCGGGAACAAUGUCACCUACGCGGGUGUGAACUGGCCAGGGUCAGCUGAUGUUAUGAUCCCCGAAGGACUACAAUACAAGAGUAUCGAGGCCAUCGUGUCGGACAUCAAGAGCCUGGGCAUGAACGCGAUCCGGCUCACGUUCGCCAUUGAGAUGGUCGACGAUAUUCUCGACAACGGAGGCGACGUCAAGCUCUCCGCUGCCUUCGACAAAGCCCUGGGCACUGCGAAUGGUACCCUGGUGUAUGAACAGGUGUUGAAGAAUAACCCGAGUUUCUCGGCUAGCACCACGAGACUCCAGGUGUUCGAUGCCGUCGCAGCGGAAUGUUUGAAGCAGCAAAUCUACGUCCACCUGGACAACCACAUGUCGAGCGGGUACUGGUGCUGCUCAGCCGACGACGGCAACACCUGGUUCGGCGACACCCAAUUCGACGUGACGAAGUGGAAGCGCGGCCUCGAAUACAUGGCCACCCACGGCAAAUCCUGGCCAGCACUCACCAGCAUCGGCAUGCGCAACGAGCUGCGCAAACCGAGCAACAAUGCCUCCCUGCAAGCGACAUACGGCUGGCCCCUCUGGUACACGAACAUGGUCUCCGCCUCGCAGACCAUCCACGCCGCGAACCCUACGCCCCUCAUCUUCUUCUCGGGCCUGGACUACGACACGACGCUCACGCCCGUGGUCGAGGGCACCGACCUCGGCUCCGGCGUCGUCUUCCGCAAGUCGGACUUCCCUUACGCCGACAAGAUCGUGCUCGAGCUGCACAACUACGAGGGCUCCGUCGGCAGCUGCAGCACCUUGCAGGAGAACCUGGUCCGCUACGGCUUCAGCACCCUGAGCGGGACGAAGGCGAACACGCUGCCCUUGCUGCUGACCGAGUGGGGACAUAACCAGAUGGACAGCUCCGGCACGGGUGUGUACGCCAGCUGCUUGAGGAGCUACCUGCCGGCGCAGAAGGUCGGCUGGUUCUACUGGGUCGUGGCGGGCAGUUACUAUAUCCGGUCCGGGACGCAGGAUUAUGAUGAUGCGUGGGGCCUCUACAACCACGACUGGAGUGGGUGGCGAUCAGCUUCCAACAUCGCGGCAAUGAAGACGGCGGUGGAGGCGACGGUUUGA